CCAGCGACUCGUCGGCAGAGCGGAGCGGAUUGCCUUCUAAACCACUUCCUGUCCUGGAGCAGCCAUCCAAACAGGCAACAUGUGUAAGGGGUUCGCGGCGUUGCCGGCAACAUGCUUGAAGAGUGCAAAAGAUAUCAAGCAUAAAAUUGGAUUUUUACUUCAGAAACCAGAGAUUCAGCAACAUCCGAGUGCAGACAACAGCAAGGAGGAAAAAGCCACUGAAAUACAGAGAACUGAUCCAGCAGAAGUUAAAAAGUGGGCAGAAUCCCUGCACAACCUUGUCAGUAAUGAAGGUGGUUUGUCAAUUUUCAAGACUUUCCUUAAGACGGAAUUCAGUCAGGAGAAUAUUGAGUUCUGGAUGGCCUGUGAAGAGUACAGGAGAAUCACAUCCAAGGAAACGCUGACCUCUAAAGCCUGGGAGAUAUAUUAUACAUACAUGGAUGUGAAAUCGCCAAAAGAGGUAAACUUGGAUGCAGUGACCAGGGAAGACACCAAGAGGAAUCUGAAGGAUGUUGGUCCUUCAAGCUUCGAUGAAGCACAGAAGAAGAUCUUCUUGCUGAUGGAGAAGGACUCCUAUAGACGUUUUAUAAAAUCCAACCUGUUCUUGGAUCUCUUACAGCAACCUGAAAAGAGGAAACCUAGUGAUGCCAAGAGAAGAGGAUGGAAAAACAUGCCCAACUUUAUAUACAUGCCUCAGCGAGUGUAAAACUUGUUGAACCCUUCAUGUCUCUUCUGCUUUCAAAGCCAUGGGGAUAGUUUAGUCUUAUAAGUAUGUAUCAUAGUUGGAAAGAGAAACGUUUUGAGAAAUAUUCAGUAGAAGAGAAUGUUCAUGUCAGGGAUGAGAGGAACAUAUACAGACGGAAUAUUGUGUCCCAGCAUGGUCAUCUAGGACCAGUAUGGUUAUAUUGUUACAAUAUUCAGCUAGAAAGUGGAUAUUUCCUUUGGUCAAAUAAAAUAAUCUCAAAGCAGAGUCAACAAUGCUGCCACAACAUAAGCAAUCUGGAUUUCACUCAAGUAAAUAAAAAGACCCGAAGUCUAAUAAGGAAGAGGCCUUUGACAAGACGGACUGUUCUACUUCUCCAUGUGUUUUGAGACUUUUAGAUGAAAGGGCCUUUAAUGUAAAAAGUCUGUUUUGCCUCGUUUUAUUUUGGCAGACAAUCUCCUACCACAAUUCUGGCAAAGUACUGUUAAUCUUCCUUACCUUAACUUUCACUUAAUGUUAUUUAGCGUAUUGGCUCUAUUAUUUUCUAUUAUUCACAUACUAAAAAUGAACCUGACCUUGUCUUUAUAUAACAUUGCUUGUCCUUUGUUCCUGUAGAUUUUAAUUCAAUCUUCAUCAGCUGUACCAAUGACUUUUGUUUCGAAGUUUGGUCCAGAGCAAAUAAAUGCAUGCCAUAUAAGUAAUUUUGUUGCUUUGUGAUGUAAUUUAUACAUACCUGACACUAUUCUCUAAA
This is a messenger RNA of Scleropages formosus (Asian bonytongue), 1454 nucleotides long. RefSeq names its product regulator of G-protein signaling 4-like. Bases 80 to 706 code for a protein of 208 amino acids. NCBI's taxonomy places the organism in Eukaryota, Metazoa, Chordata, Actinopteri, Osteoglossiformes, Osteoglossidae. The transcript has 5 exons. The record is from RefSeq and is a predicted model, not a curated record.